Phanerochaete carnosa HHB-10118-sp is the source of this 1190-nucleotide messenger RNA. RefSeq lists its product as uncharacterized. Bases 5 to 1036 code for a protein of 343 amino acids. Lineage: Eukaryota; Fungi; Basidiomycota; Agaricomycetes; Polyporales; Phanerochaetaceae. The record is from RefSeq and is a predicted model, not a curated record. The transcript has 4 exons. Gene Ontology annotation, molecular function: GTP binding.
UGUAAUGGGUCCCACCGGUGUUGGCAAGUCAACGUUCAUCAACCUUGUCAGUAACUCCGACCUGCGUGUCAGCGACAGUCUUGUCUCGUGCACAGACCGGAUAGAGAUAUCAAAACCUUUCGAGCUGGACGGCAAAGAGGUUACCUUGGUCGACACGCCAGGCUUCGAUGACACUUCCAAGAGCGAAUCCGACAUACUGAACGUCGUCUGCGAGUUUAUGGCGUCAGAAUACAGCCAAGGCCGCUUGUUACACGGCAUCCUGUACCUGUACCGUAUCUCCGACAAUCGCGUAUCAGGUGUCGCCGCGCGCAACCUACGCUUCUACCGCGAGCUCUGCGGGCCUGCUGCGCUCGCGAACAGCAUCAUUGUCACGAACAUGUGGGGCCUCGUCGACGCCACGAUGGGUUCCGCGCGCGAGGAGGAGCUCAAGACCAAGCCCGCGUUCUUCAGGCCCGCGCUCGAGCACGGUGCGCGUGUGCUGCGGCACGACGGCACCGCAGCCUCCGCGCAGAGCAUCCUGCGGCCACUUGUAAACAGCAAGCCGUGCGUGCUGCAGAUCCAACGCGAGCUCGUCGACCAGGGCCGGGCCGUGUACGAAACCGUCGCGGGCGAAACGCUCCUCGAGGACCUCGCGCGCGCGCAGCAGAAGCACGCGCAGGAGAUAGAGCAGCUCGAGGGGGACCUCCAGGACGCGCUUUCGCAGAAGGACGAGGAGGGCCAGCGUGAGCUCGAGGAGGAGCGUGCGCGGAUACAGGCCGAGCAGGCGAAGCUCGAGGCGGAGAAGCAGAAGCUCAUGCAGCUCCAGAUCGUGGCCGCGACGAGGAAGGCUGCCCAGGUCCAGGCCCAGGCCACCGAGCACGCGCACGCACACGCAGCCGCACGAGGAGCUCAGAUCGAGAACACUGUGACCGUGUCCCCACCACCGAAGGCACCAGCUGAUGAGGAGGGGAACGGUGCGCCCUAUGAGGCAGAAGGUAGCGUUGGCUGCUUUGGCUUGUCUCGUCUCAUACGUGGCAGUGUUCAUGCUAAGGCUUGACAAGCUGUGGGCGCGGAUCGCUGUUUGCUUCGCAGAGCCGUUUUACCGCUUCAUAGGAUACAGCCGUCAGGACUAAUCCCGGACAUUAUUACCUAUUUGCCUUGGUGUAUACUGCAGUGUUUUUCGUAGCAUGAGAAUCCAUCGCUGGUUCGAG